CCCGCCCGCAUUUUUUUUGCCCCUCUGGCCCGUCGCCGGUACCACGCUUUCCCCCACUCUGCUCUGCUUGCUCUGCCUGCUCUGCUCUACGCCAACCGCCCGCCAGCCCGCCAGCCAGCCACGGACGGCAAAGCAAAUCUCGACCUCUGUCCGCCUGUCCCACGCAUGCAUGCUUUGUGUGUCUGCAUACCUAGCCAGCCUCCACUAAUCCCCGCCUGCGUUAUUGUACCGUUGCUACCGCAACUGCCUGUCUGCCUGCCUGUACUGUGCGGUGCUGUACUGUACUGUGCCUGCACGCCCUUCCCCUUCUCCCACCUCCGCCAUGCCCGCCCUCUUGGUCGAUACUAGCACCACCACCACCACCUCUUCUACAUCCCCCAGCGCCUCAUCGCCCUCCUUGUCUUCCUCCACCACCCCGCCAGCUCACCCGCCCAAGACACAGUCCCGCUCGAGGUCGCCAGACCGCCCGCCAGUGUCACCCAUCACGCCCACCGACACCGACACCAUUCCCCGACUAGCUCCCUCCGACAACAUUGCGCCGUCCGCCCCUUCACCACCCCCGCCGCCUGUCGCAACCUUCAGGCAGCAGCCUUCCUCGGUGCCCAUCCAUGAAUCCGAAAACCCAGAUGCCAUAGCAUUGCGCUCCGCCAUCUCCCUGCUCCAGCUGCAGCGGGAGAAGAGCAAACGCGACCUCAAGGCCCUCGAGCAACUCAGGCAACAAGCCGUCGCCGACCCCAAGGCUUUUGCCCUGUCCUUGCAGACUCAGCGCGCAAACGCCCCGCCCUCUCAAUCCGACAUUCUCGCCCCUACCCUCUCCGACAUAUCCAACGAUGCCAGGAAAGAACUGCAUCAAUCCGAAUCUUCGCCACGCGCAAACGACCAAGAGGAGGACGACGAGGACCCCGGCACCAACUCGGUGACAGAGGCGCCCAGAUUUCCUUCGAUACCGCAGCCCCAGAAUGUGGUGCGGUGUCCCCCCGUCAACUGGGCAAAAUACCACGUCAUCGGCGAAUCGCUGGACAAGAUGCACGAAGAGCAGAAACGCUAUCCCAACUCGACCGAUCCUCUGCGGUCGCAUCAGGGCAAGAAGCAGGCGCCCCACGCUGUCGCCGCGCCUUAUUCGCCCUUCACAGAUAGCUUGAGCCAACCCCAGGCCCCGCAACAGUCGUGGAGGAGUACCAAAAAGUCGCCCUCAUGA
Periconia digitata is the source of this 1198-nucleotide messenger RNA. Lineage: Eukaryota; Fungi; Ascomycota; Dothideomycetes; Pleosporales; Periconiaceae. The record is from the annotation of a GenBank genome assembly.